GGUUAUACUCAGACUUCGGUCUUCGGGUUUAUAUAUAUAUAUAUGUAUAUAUAUAUAUGAUAUAAAUGUUCCAAGAGCCGCAGCCUAUACUUCAAUACCCAUCCGCAUGCUGAGAACAAAAUGGCAACACCGCGGGAGUCCGGCUUACAUACCUCAAACCUCAAACCACGAUCGUGGCUACGACUGUAGACACGUAUAUGUAUUGUACCAGAGAUGAAAAACCUUUUCAUCUCUGAUUGUACGUUAGGUGUUGCAGUUUACGAUUUGCGAUUUACAUUGUGCUCGUCCGAUCGUAAUUUACAAAAAUUACGAAUCGUACCUGUUGCGCGACACAUCGUUAUCGCGUAUAUAUGUACGUGAUUUGUUCGUGGUUCAUGAUUUGAUGUUAUCGAAGAAUAAGAUGGAGGGCGCGCGCGCGCGUUCCUCCGAGAAAGUCAACACGAGAAGAUGUUACUGAGAUUUUAAGCGUGUAAAUACAGAUAAUUCGUUGUACAGCUGCGUUCUCAGAGAGAGAGAGAGAGAUAUAUAUAACAUCGUCGAAAUUAUGAGUGCGAUGUGCCGGCGUUUGACGAUAACGCGAAGUGCCGUUCAUCGUCGAAGAAGAGAUCUCGUUGUUAAACUGCAGAUACGUAACAAUUCUGACUCUGUGAUACCGGUGAAACUUGCGUACGUCUCGUACGAAGCGAUGAACGGCGAUAAAAAUCCUGCGCACCAUCCUAUCAUCGUGAUGCAUGGCCUCCUUGGCUCCAAGACGAACUGGAGUUCGUUGUCAAAAGCGAUUCACCAGCGAACGAAUCGUAAGGUGAUAACAGUAGACGCGAGGAAUCACGGCGAUUCUCCGCACUCUUUGGAAAUGACCUACGGACACAUGGCUCAGGACAUAGUUCGACUCAUGGACGAUUUAGGAUUUGAAAAGUCCGUGCUGGUUGGACACAGUAUGGGAGGUUCUACGAUGAUGUACGUUGCUUUGCACAACCCGCGACUGGUAGAGAAAUUGGUGGUAAUCGAUAUGUCACCGGUGAGAACGAGCCCUCAGCUGCUCGAUGUACAACAAUUGAUGAGAGUGAUGAGUACUAUAAACUUUGAAGGAGUCGCGACGUUGACGAAAGCACGUGGUAUCGUAAAGGAACGACUCGCGAAAGUUACUUCUUCUUUCAGUUUGCGUCAGUUCUUGGCGAUGAACGUAGUGGAGGCUGACGUUGGGAAAUUUAAGUGGCGGGUUAAUUUACCUGUGUUGGAGCAAGCUUUCCCGAACCAGAUAGCCGUGUUUCCUGAUGUCGGAUCGAAAGUUUACGACGGGCCGACGUUGUUCAUAGGCGGUGGUAAAAGUGAUUUCAUACGAGUGGAAGAUCAUGAUAAAAUUAAACUACUGUUCCCAUCUGCUCGGUUCACGUACAUAAAAGACGCGAAUCAUUGGGUACACGCGGACAAACCAGAAGAGUUUUUGAGAACGACCAUCGAUUUCAUUAACCAGCCCUGAUCGUCGAUAUUGUGUCCAUGAUUUCACAUGUAAAAAAAAGUACACCAUAUUUUGUAAAUAUAUACAUAUAUAUUUGUGAAAUUACUCUGA
Messenger RNA from Ceratina calcarata, 1570 nucleotides. Its product is annotated as protein ABHD11. The transcript has 4 exons. Gene Ontology annotation, molecular function: carboxylic ester hydrolase activity. The coding region runs from base 545 to 1480 and encodes 311 amino acids. Gene Ontology annotation, cellular component: mitochondrion. NCBI's taxonomy places the organism in Eukaryota, Metazoa, Arthropoda, Insecta, Hymenoptera, Apidae. The record is from RefSeq and is a predicted model, not a curated record. Gene Ontology annotation, biological process: lipid metabolic process.